UGGAAGGAAGCGAAAUCGGAAGCGAGCGUCUGGCUGGAGGAUUCGGAGCUGGGCCCGGGCCAGAGGCUCCCGGGAUGGACCCCGAGAGGCCGGGCUCUGCCCCACUGCCCUGCACCCUGCAGCCAUCGAGCGAGCCAGGCUUUGUGCCGCUUCCCUUCUUCCUCCGGCAUGACUCCCCAGUGUCCUGGGACCUCUGUGCCCCUAUCCCUGCUGCCGAGAGCCUGGACUCAUGGGAGAGCGGCUUGCUGUGGGAUGGAAGGUCUCUGGUCAUCGCCAAUUCUUCCCGGGGGCAGCCGGGGAUGCCAGGGGGAGCUGGCUCCAUCUCCCCACAGCCACCUCUGGAUCUCUCCGGGUUUCCUUUGGCCGAGCCUUGGGACAUACUCUUACCGGAUGCCCCCGCUGACGCAGCCCCCGAUUUCGUUCACCCUCUGGUGGCGGCUGCUCACCUGGAUCCUGGUGCUCCGUGGUUGAUGUCAACGAUAAAUCCAGCUGGAUUUACCCCUCCUCUACCACCUCUGGAUCCUGCUGGUUUUCCUUCACCCGAACUCUGGACCGGGACCCAUAUGGACGCCCCUCCUGACGCAGCCCCCGAUCCCGCUCUGACCCCUGUGGCUGCUGCCUGCCUGGAUCCCACAGACAUACCCCCGACAUCGAAGUCAAAUCCAGACUUGGGUGAAGUCUUGGCCCACGUCUCUAACACCCUGAGAUGCCACCCCAAGGGUAUGAGAGUGAAGCCGCUGAUGAAGAGGCUGCGGAAGGAACAUGGGGUGGACCUGUUGGCAUUCAGCCAGGAUGGAGGGUACCGAGGAGUCGUGUCCUUCCUGCAGGAGAUGCCGGGUAUUGAACUCUGGAACCCUGAGAAGGGAGAGAAGUGUCGUGUCCUGAGCUGUGCCUUUAAGAAGAAUGUCACAGACCCCCUGCCGCUACUCUGCAGCACCCUGGGCUCCUUCCCCAAUGGUCUGCGGGUCUUCAGCCUGAGGAAGGCCAUGUGGCAGAGGCACGGGGUGAACUUGGAGGAAUUCAGCCAGCAACAGGGAUAUCUAAGCACCCUGGACUAUCUGACCAGGCUGCGUGGGAUCAGGCUGCAGGGUCUGGAGAGAGGGGAAAAGUGUCUUGUCCAGCUUCAGAAGGGUGAGGCUGUGAAGCCCCCUGCCCCACAGCCCCCCCCAGACCCUGCUCCCCCAUUGGCCCAGCACAGCAGCAGCCCCCUGCCCGAUGCCCCUGCCAACGGGGGGCGGACAGGAGCCCCGGGAGAGAUGCCCGGCUUGGCCGAGGUCUCGGCCUGGGUGUGGGACGUGCUGGGCCGGUUCCCGCUGGGGCUGAAGGUGGGCAAGCUGAAGGAGGCGCUGCGGAGCGAGCGCGGGCUGGACCUGGAGGAGCUGAGCCGUCAGCGGGGCUGCGGGGACGCCCUGCACCUGCUCCAGGCUCUGCCCCACCUCUGGCUGCGGGACCCAGACAAGGGCGACGCCUGCCUGGCCCGGCUGGACGCGGAUGCUGCUGUUAAUGCCCCCGAGCCCUCCCAGCCUGCUGAGGCGGGUGGGCCGGGUGCCGUGGGCCCAGCGAGGCGGACGCAAGGCCAGCGUCGGGUGGCAAAGCCUGGCGCAAUGGAGAUGUUGAUCCGGGGCGCCCUGGCCCCCUACCCCUUUGGCAUCCGGGUGAAGAACCUGCGGAAGCUGCUGGCAGGGAAGCAUGGAGCCGAGCUGGAGGCCUUCAGCCAGGCCAGAGGCUACGGGGACGUGGUCUCCUUCCUGCGGGACGUCCCGGGACUCACACUCCGGGGCCCAGAGAGGGGCAACAACUGCAUCGUCCAGCUCCAGAGAGGGUCCCCGCAUCCCCACGCAGCUUCCUGUCCCGGGGAAGCAGCUGCCAGCAUCCCCUCGGAGCCAGGGGCGGCCGACAGCUGGGAUGCCGGGGACCGGGACCCAGAGCCUGCUGCUGCGCCGGAGAGAGGUGUGACUGAGGUCCUGACGCUGCUCAAGUGCCUUCUACGUUCUCACAAGUCUGGCCUGCAGCUGCAGAAGGUGCAGGAGUUGAUGCUGGAGAGACACGGGCUGGAUCUGAAGCGGUUUGUGAGCUCUCAGGGCAAGGAGGAUGUGCUCGGAUACCUGCAGAGGCACCUGCCCGCGCUGAAGUACAGGCAGCCGGAGAAGGGAGCCAAGUGUAUUGUCUGGCUGGGGACAGGGCAGAAGAAAGGUUUUGGAUCUUUGCCCCCUGGCAGUGCCCGCCCCUUGCCUGGCACCAAGAGGUGCCUCCUCCCAACGAAUGCUGCAGAGCGCCCGCCCCCACCCGCCACCGACUGCCUCAACCCCCGGCUGCCCAGUGCUACCACCAACCAGCCUCUGCUUCCCAGCCUGCCCUCGGGCCGGGAGCCCUUCCGUGCCCCUGCUGUCCUGGGCAAGCUGAGAAAGUCCCCAGGGGCCAACCCCCGUCUCCCAGCCUGGUUACUGAGCCCACCCCGGCCCACCGGCGCCUGCUCAGGCCUGCGAACAGAGGAGGGGACCCAGGAGUCCGGGGCCAGGCCUGCCAGUGCCCCCUUGAUUCUACGAACAGAGGAGGGGACCCAGGAGUCCGGGGCCAGGCCUGCCAGCGCCCCCUUGGUUCUGCGAGCAGAGGAGGGGACCCAGGAGUCUGGGGCCCAGCCACCUGAGGACCUGAGGGAGCUGAAGCGGAAAGUGGGGGCCAUCCUGGCCGGGCACCCCGGGGGCAUGUCCCUCUUCCAGUUCCGUGCCGCGUACAGCGCCGCCCACCAGCACCCGCUGCCCCUGGGCCGCACGGCCUCCACCAAGCAGCGGCUGGCGCAGAUGCCCGACGUGGUGAGGAUGCAGGGCUGCGGGGUGCAGAUGCUGCUGCUGCCAGUGGACCCCGACGAACCCCCCGGGGCAGAGCCUGGUCUCGCCCCGUGGAUCCCACAAGAAGCUGCUGCCCUGUUUAGAGACUCCGACGAUCCUGCUGAGCCCCCACCUGCCCCUGCUGUUCCUGACCCAGCUGGGGACCCUGACACCCCAACUGAGCCCCUUCCCAACCUGGCCAAGAUCCCUCUAGUCCUCACAGCUCCCGCCCUGACUGGGGACCCCAACACCCGAGCUGAGCCCCCUUUCUUCCCUGCAGCUCCCACCCCAGCUGGGGACCCCGACACCCUAACUGAGCCCCCUCCCACCCUGGCCGAGAUCCCUCUAGUCCUCACAGCUCCCGCCCCGGCUGGGGACCCCGACACCCCAGCUGAGCCCCCUCCCGUCCCUGCAGCUCCCAACCUGACUGGGGACCCCGAUACCCCAGCUGAGCCCCCUCCCACCCUGCCCGAGAUUCUUCCAGUCCUCACAGCUCCUAACCCAGCUGAGGACCCCAGAAUCCCAGUCAAGCCCCCUCCCACCUUCGUGGCUCCGAGAUGGGGGCCGAGCCCCCAGGCCCUGCAGCGCCCAGAGGCCGCCGGACCUGAAGCCAACUGGGAGUUACCUGCCUUGGUGCCCAGCGCCCCUGUGGUUCUCCCGGCAUCGGGGCCGGGCAGCAGCUCCUGGUUCUGGCUUGGGGCAGAGUCCCCCCCCGCCCUGGGUGAUCCCGGUGCUGCUGCUCGCCCAGUCGUGUACCCUCCUCCCCAGGAGGUCCCCCCGGCCCCCUCUGCAGGCCCAGAGCUGCCCUCCCUGUGCCCAGCGGCACCGGGGCCACCCCAGGCCCGGCUCAGGCUGGUCCAGUUGGUGCCUCCCUUCCAAGACCACGCCUGGGCUGGGGAUGCCCCUCGGGCACAGCCGGUCCCUAAAGCCCUGGAUCCGAAUCAGGGCACAUCAGCAGCCAUGGGAACCCCUGUGGGCCCGAUCCCUGCAGCUCCAUCCAUGGGCCAGGUCGUCUCCCCUGCUAAGCAGCUCCCAGGGGUGGCCCCGGCUCCCCUCCCUCCUCCAGAUGCCAGUGGCUUAGUGACCCCUGAGCGGGGCUGGCCAGACGCCGAGCGCCCUGGCUUAGAUGGAGAUAUCGGCUCUUCUGUUGACCCCUCGCUGCGCUGCCGUCCGGCCCAGCCAGUCCCCUCUGCAGGGAGGACCCAGCUGGGCCCGCGGGCCGGGAUCCCCUCUGCCCCACCGGCCCACUCGUCACAACGCCACACUGACAGCUGCGUUCUCCUAUAGCCACCGCUGGCAACUCGGGCUGGUGGCUCUGGGUGGAGCAGGUCGGCUUGUGGCCAACUCAGCACAGCGGGGCUUUGCUGAGCUCUGCAGAUGAGGUUGGGAAACGAACUCUUGUGAUAUAUCCAGCAGGGGGUACUGGGGCAUUUCACCCUCCCACCCCAGGCCCCCUGAGCAUUGGGGCUUUUCUCCCCACCAGGACUUGAUCUCUUUAUCUAGUAGCCUUGAAAACGUUGGCUUACAACUUUAAAGAAGUGGCCACUGACUAUUUUGGGGGGGAGGUGGCUUAAUUUGAGGACUCCCAACGCCAGAGCUGCCCUGAGACCCCCCCCUCCUCCCCCCGCCGAAUCGUGAGUGCUCGGUGGUUCUGAAAACCAGUUGUGGCUUUUCAACCGAACGUUGCCCCAAACUGGUGGCCUCUUGCUGAAAUCAGUGGCCAGCCACCAACGUCUCAGGGAAAGCGGCUUGCGCCCCAUGUGCAGCAUUGACAUUUUAGCCAUUAAAUUUUCUAACAAACGU
Molecule: messenger RNA, 4631 nt
Organism: Gopherus flavomarginatus (Mexican gopher tortoise)
Lineage: Eukaryota; Metazoa; Chordata; Testudines; Testudinidae
Exons: 16
Coding region: 75-4115 (1346 amino acids)
Source: RefSeq, a predicted model, not a curated record